Molecule: messenger RNA, 1214 nt
Organism: Caenorhabditis sp. 36 PRJEB53466
Lineage: Eukaryota; Metazoa; Nematoda; Chromadorea; Rhabditida; Rhabditidae
Source: the annotation of a GenBank genome assembly
AUGUCAAAUCAAACUCCGUACAUCGGAAGCAAGAUUAGCCUUAUCUCCAAAUUGGAUAUCCGCUACGAGGGAAUCCUCUACACCGUCGAUACGAAUGACUCCACCAUCGCUCUCGCGAAAGGCUCGUUCACUUUUCAGUAGAGUCACUUGUCUAUUGCUUCAUUUCAGUUCGUUCUUUCGGAACCGAGAAGCGCCCAACCGCCAAUCCGGUCGCCGCCCGUGACGAUGUGUACGAGUACAUCAUCUUCAAGGCCAGCGACAUCAAGGAUCUGAUUGUGUGCGACACGCCAAAGGUAUGACAUCCCGGAAAAGAUUUAGUAUUUCAUCUUUCUGUUUCCAGAUGGCCACGAUUGGAGGAGGUCUCCCAUACGACCCGGCCAUCGUCUCCGUCUCCUCGCGAUCGGCUCCCGCCUCCAACAGCGAUGGUGCCCCAGCUGCUUCUGCUGGAUCCUCGAGAGCUGGUACUCCAUCCCGUUACAGCCCUCUGGCUCACAUUGUCAACCAGCGCGGCCCAGGAGCCGGACGUGGAGGCUAUCAGCACGGUAUGUAAAUAGUGAUUGCAUUCAAUUUGAAUGUUGUUUUCCAGAGUACCAGCAAAACCGUGGCUUCAACAACUUCAACAACCGUGGUGGAUUCCAGGCAACUGGCUACAACCACAACCAGCGAGGCCGCAACAACUACGGAGUUCCGCGCGUCAACCACCGCGAGAAGCUGAAGUUCGAGUCUGAUUUCGAUUUCGAGAAGGCCAAUGAGAAAUUCCAAGAGGCUCUCACCGACAACCUCGAGAAGCUGACCAUUGAGGAGAAGGAGCAGCCAGAGGCCGAGGAGAAGAAGGAAGCUUUCUACGACAAGAAGGCCUCGUUCUUCGACAACAUCAGCUGCGAGUCGUUGGAAAAGGCCGAAGGAAAGACCGGACGUCCGGAUUGGAAGAAAGAGCGCGAAACCAACCAGGAAACGUUCGGACACAACGCCGUCCGUUCGCUCAACUACCGUCGAGGAUAUGGAGGGCGUGGACGUGGUGGAAACCGCGGAUACGGAGGUAAAAGAGUUUUUCGACGCAUCCAUGGUCUAAAUUUUCGUUUUCAGGAUACAACGGCGGAUACCAAAACCGUGGAGGAUAUAACAAUGGCUACCGCGGCAACAAUGGUGGAUACCGUCGCGGAGGUUACAACCAACGCGAGCAACCGCAACAGAAUGUUGCUGCCGAGCAAUAA